CAGCAUCCUAAUAUGGCAGAGGGCCGGGAUGGGGGCCAGUGCUGAGGUUUGUGAAUGGUGGAGGUUGGGUAUAUAAGGUGGACGGGCAGCAGAGAGGACUGUAGCUGGUUCAGCAGCAGCACUGGUUGGGUCGUUCUCUCCGAGCCGCAGACACACUCCUAAGAAGCCAACAUGUGUGACGACGAUGAGACUACCGCCCUUGUGUGCGACAACGGCUCCGGCCUGGUGAAGGCUGGCUUCGCCGGAGACGAUGCCCCCAGGGCCGUGUUCCCCUCCAUCGUCGGCCGCCCCCGUCACCAGGGUGUCAUGGUCGGUAUGGGUCAGAAGGACUCCUACGUCGGCGACGAGGCCCAGAGCAAGAGGGGUAUCCUGACUCUGAAGUACCCCAUUGAGCACGGUAUCAUCACCAACUGGGACGACAUGGAGAAGAUCUGGCACCACACCUUCUACAACGAGCUGAGAGUUGCCCCCGAGGAGCACCCCACCCUGCUCACUGAGGCCCCCCUGAACCCCAAGGCCAACAGAGAGAAGAUGACCCAGAUCAUGUUUGAGACCUUCAACGUCCCAGCCAUGUAUGUGGCCAUCCAGGCUGUGCUGUCCCUGUACGCCUCCGGCCGUACCACUGGUAUUGUGCUGGAUGCUGGUGAUGGUGUGACCCACAACGUCCCAGUCUAUGAGGGUUACGCCCUGCCCCACGCCAUCAUGCGUCUGGACCUGGCUGGUCGCGAUCUGACCGACUACCUGAUGAAGAUCCUGACUGAGCGUGGCUACUCCUUCGUGACCACCGCCGAGCGUGAGAUCGUGCGCGACAUCAAGGAGAAGCUGUGCUAUGUGGCUCUGGACUUCGAGAACGAGAUGGCCACCGCUGCCUCCUCCUCCUCCCUGGAGAAGAGCUACGAGCUUCCCGACGGUCAGGUCAUCACCAUCGGUAACGAGAGGUUCCGUUGCCCCGAGACCCUCUUCCAGCCUUCCUUCAUCGGUAUGGAGUCUGCUGGCAUCCACGAGACUGCCUACAACAGCAUCAUGAAGUGCGACAUUGACAUCCGUAAGGAUCUGUACGCCAACAAUGUGCUCUCCGGUGGUACCACCAUGUACCCUGGUAUUGCUGACCGUAUGCAGAAGGAGAUCACUGCUCUGGCCCCCAGCACCAUGAAGAUCAAGAUCAUUGCUCCUCCCGAGAGGAAGUACUCCGUCUGGAUCGGUGGCUCCAUCCUGGCUUCCCUGUCCACCUUCCAGCAGAUGUGGAUCUCCAAGCAGGAGUACGACGAGGCCGGCCCCAGCAUUGUCCACAGGAAGUGCUUCUAAAUCCUCCAUCUUCUUCUCCAGCUUCUCCAUCAUCUCCAUCACUUUCACCACCAGCUAUCUGGAGAUCAGGCGAGGAGGAGGAUCAACCUCUGCGGCACAGCAACACUCUGCUGUCAAUGGACUGUCAGCCUGCGCUGUUGACAUUCAUAUGCAUUUAUUUUCCUCUUAAAAUGUGCAUAUUUUGUAGCUGUCUGUUGUCUGUGUUGCACGGAGAAAGGCUGUGAAAAACCACCACUGAACCAUGCAUCCACCCAAAAAAAACUUUAAUAAAAAAAAUAACAACAACAUGUUGCCCAACACAUGUGAAUGUAAGUGUAUAUACAUAUUGAUAAUUUAUUAAAGUCCAUUAUUUGGUA
This is a messenger RNA of Lates calcarifer (barramundi perch), 1661 nucleotides long. It is a transcript of the gene acta1b, whose product is annotated as actin alpha 1, skeletal muscle b. Lineage: Eukaryota; Metazoa; Chordata; Actinopteri; Centropomidae. The record is from RefSeq and is a predicted model, not a curated record. Bases 172 to 1305 code for a protein of 377 amino acids. The transcript has 7 exons.